AUGGCGCCACAAGGCGAAGCCACGGUUCCGGCAACGCGUCGAACUCGCAAGUCAAUCGGAGGCGGCCCAUCAACGAGGAGGACACUCGAUAAGGAAAAUGCGACACUCGAUGUUGGCAGUGCUACGGGGGCCACUAGGAAGAAAUCUCGAAGCAAAAGCAUGGGGCCUGGCGGACUCGAUCCCCUUAAGAUGGGCAACGGGAACCGCAGGGCUUCCCUAGCUGUCGCAACCCCGCGGUCGAUUCUGAAGCCUACCGUACCAUUGAUCCCCGAUAUCCCGUCCUUUAAGCCGAAACAAGCGUCAGGAAGCAACGAUGUCGCGAACGAGACCGGGGGGACUAAGGUUGCCUUGCGGACCGAGGAGGAGCAACAGGCUGCGGCGCGGGAACGGGAGGAACGGGAGCGUGUCCAGCUUGAAAAGGAGAUAAAGGACAGGAGAGAGGCAAGGAGGAAAUCGCUCGCCAACCGCCGAGUGUCCUUUGCGGCAGAGGCGACAUUACACACGUUCCACGAUCUUGAGGAAAUGCAGGACUCCACCACCUCUACCGAUCAUACGCGCCGAGCAUCUCAGCAGCAACAGCAACAACAGCAGGAACCGCAGCAACACCCCGAUUCAGACCCGCCAUCCACCCCGCCGGAUGAGAUCGAAGAAGACCCUAUCGCCGAGUCCCCAGCCAACCAAAGAGAGCUUCAUCAGAGGAAACGUCGGCGGAGCUCUGCCGCGUCAUCUACGUAUGGAUCCGACGAUACCAUUGCCUCUACUGUUUACGAUUCCGACUUUGAGCAUGCCGAAAUUCAGGCUGUAGAAAUGGAAGGUUCUAGUGACGAGGACGGGACCAUCAUGACGGUUGACGCAGAAGAGAUGACAUCGGCAUCAACAGCUUCCCCCAGGUCCGCUUUUGGUGGCGACACAUCUGGGAGUCUUGAUGAGAAUCUUCGGCUUGCUGCCCGGCGGGCUGUCACUCAGAGCAUUGACGAAGACGAAGAAAUCAUCGCGGGCUUUGCGGGGUGGGGCAGAAAAAACCCGUCGCAGGAGAGUAUUAACCAAAGCAAUGUGCAGGCGAACCAACCCCCCGGCGACAAUGCUAGCGACCAAGGCUCAGAUAUGGAUAUGGAUAUGGACCUGACUAGCGCGGCGGGUGGAAUUUUGUACCCCCAACUUCCGUCUCCCGACAAGGACGAUGAAAUAAACGAGGAUCUAUCCAUGGACGUCACGACAGCCCUCGGUGGAAUUCUCUCCAAAGCCAAGGCGUUCUUACGCCGCAAAUCUGUCAUCCCUGAUGCUCAACCAGAACACGGCGAGUCUGGUGAGCAGACUAUGGAUUUCACAACGGCGGUCGGUGGUAUCCAACAGGCCCGAAUAUCCGACGGUACUCAUGACGACACGGAGGUCAAUGAAGACAUGUCUAUGGAGUUCACGACCGCUAUGGGUGGCCUUUUGCCGGGUGGCCGACAGAACAACCGGCGGCGGACAAUAGCUGCAGAGGGAUGA
Molecule: messenger RNA, 1491 nt
Organism: Chaetomium globosum CBS 148.51
Lineage: Eukaryota; Fungi; Ascomycota; Sordariomycetes; Sordariales; Chaetomiaceae
Exons: 2
Coding region: 1-1491 (496 amino acids)
Biological process (GO): protein localization to kinetochore; mitotic sister chromatid biorientation; mitotic spindle assembly checkpoint signaling
Source: RefSeq, a predicted model, not a curated record